AUGGCACGCCCUCAUCUCACGUCGCAUCACGUCAACUACCUAAUAUGGAGGUAUCUUCAAGAAUCAGGUCAUGGUGAAGCGGCUGUGACCCUGCAGCGCGCAUGGAAUCGUGAUCCACAAAGUUUGCCUUUUGCUCCUUACAUCAAAACUCAUGCGCUGGUGUCGCUGGUCCAGAAAGGAUUACAGUAUCACGAAUUAGAGCAAUCUGUCGAUAAGGAGGGAAAUCAAGUUCCAUUAUCAGCGUCAAAUUAUUUUUUCGGACCAGCACCGCUGGAGCCGGAGAUCCCCAAAAAUCCAGGUGGCCCGGGUGAAGCAGCUGUUGGCGGCACGGACCAGGCGCCUGUCUCGCCUACAAGCAAAGCCCCUCGAGACAGCGCCGUGAUCAACGGUCAUCUGACCGCCGAGACUGCCGCGCCCGCAGACGCCCCCCCUGUUAAGAAAUCUCGCAAGAGCGAUCGUGGGGAAACCAAUGGCGAUGAAACGCCUAUGGAUGUCGAUUCCAAUGGAGUUACUACCCAUGAGAAUAAUAAUAAUGUUAAGCCGGUGGUUGAUGACGAGUCACCCGCCGUAGCCGACCCCGUGGUGGAUGACGACGGAGAUGUGAACAUGGGCAGCCGACCGGAGUCGCAGGACCAGGAACCGGCCGCGCCAACCUUUACGCUGACCACUGGACACAGCGUUGGCGUCCAGAUCACCCCCGCCAAGGCUGCCGACCUUAGCCCCGACACCGCCGUUCUGGAUGUGGCGAGUGAUGCCCACGUGACCCGCUCGUUGUGGCGCCCCAGCGACCCGACGGUUGUUGUUGCCGCCGGCGACUCGUUUUGUAGCUUAUGGAAGAUGUCCUCGACUGCCGCUCCGGUGCAAGAGAAGCUUGUCGAGAGCAAAGGCGAUAACACUUGCGUUUCGGCGGUCGCCUGGGACCCAAUGGGCCAGAAAUUGGCCGUCGCCACCUACAACGACAUGAGAGGGUCCAUCACCAUGUAUGAUGUGGCCGGGAAUGCCGUCGAUCUCCUACCCGAAGUACCUCGCAUGAUUACUGGACUUCAUUGGGCCGAAAGUGGUUCUCAUUUGAUCGUUGUGGCGUCCGAUAGUAAAGUCUCCGAGCUGGCUCUCUGGGAUGAUUCGCUGCGCCCGGAUGAGUUUCCUUCUCCGCAGGUGGUCGAGGGAUCGUUGUAUGACCUCUCCUGGGCCGGCCGUUCCCAAGCCUACGGGUGUGGAAAUGGAGCCGUCUAUCAGUGUGAUGUUGACUCCAGCAUAAGAAUUGCCAAAACAUACACAUCUGAAGAUUCCAGCAGACCCUGGACUUUCAUUAGUUGCGCAACUGCCGGCUCCUCAUCCGUGGCGGUAGCCGCUUCAUCCUGCGACGCUGCAUUCUGGGUUCCAACCCACGAUAUGAAACUAGAUCAGGUACAUGAUGGCGACAUCACGUCGAUCGAACUGAAACCUAACGCGUCCGAUCCAUCCCAAUCAAAUCAGCCGCUAGUCCUGGCUUCAUCGUCUACGGACGACACCGUCAAGAUCUGGCAUAUUGAUUUAGACUCAAAACGGUUCGAGUGCGUUCACCGACUGGUCUUGGGAGCUAGCUCUCCCGCCCUUGCUAGUGGCUUCUCCCCUGACGGGUACGCCCUCGCUGCCGCCAGCAAAGAUCAAUUAUUCAUCUGGAACGCCCAGCGUGGUGGUACUCCAUUAGCAACUUGGACGAUUCCAGGCUCCCAAGAAACCAAGAAGGAAGAAGAACAACAUAGUCCAGUUACAAAUGGACAUAACGGGAAUGCAGACUCUGCUCCCGAUCGAUCUCUCGCAUGGGACACUGACAGUAAACGGCUCACGUUUGGUUUUGGCAAACAGAUGGCGAUCAUCAACCUUCAGCGCUGA
Messenger RNA from Aspergillus affinis, 1875 nucleotides. Its product is annotated as WD40 repeat domain-containing protein. The coding region runs from base 1 to 1875 and encodes 624 amino acids. Gene Ontology annotation, cellular component: Set3 complex. Gene Ontology annotation, biological process: regulation of transcription by RNA polymerase II. The transcript has 5 exons. Gene Ontology annotation, molecular function: protein binding; transcription corepressor activity. The record is from RefSeq and is a predicted model, not a curated record. NCBI's taxonomy places the organism in Eukaryota, Fungi, Ascomycota, Eurotiomycetes, Eurotiales, Aspergillaceae.